CCUCCGUUAUAAAAUAUAAAACACUGUUUCUGAAAAGUGCGAUCUGCGAAAGUGCAAAAUAUUUUAAACACUAUGUGUUGUACUGUUUACUUAUAGAAACAGAUAGUUUGAUUUAUAGUAAUCUAUGAGAAUAAAUAGUCAUCGCCAUGUCUAAGAUAUUUACACCAACAAAUCAAAUUCGCCUAACUAAUGUCGCCAUCGUAAGGUUAAAAAAAGGUGGAAAGAGAUUUGAAAUAGCAUGUUACAGAAAUAAGGUUUUAUCAUGGCGAAAUAAAUUAGAAAAAGACAUUGAUGAAGUACUGCAGACACACACAGUGUUUACAAACGUAUCCAAAGGACAAGUUGCCAAGAAAGAAGAUUUAGUUAAAAUUUUUGGCAAAGAUGAUCAAACUGAAAUAUGCAAAGAGAUAUUGGAAAAAGGUGAACUGCAAGUUUCUGAUAAGGAAAGGCAUUCACAAAUUGAUUCGUUAUUCAAGGACAUAGCCACCACAGUAGCUGAUAAAUGUGUGAAUCCUGAAACAAAGAGGCCAUAUCCUGUGUCUAUCAUAGAAAAAGCAAUGAAAGAUAUCCAUUUCUCAGUGAAUGUGAACAAAAGUGCUAAACAGCAGUCCCUUGAUGUGAUACAGCUGUUGAAAAAAGAGAUUCCACUAGAGAGAGCUCAGAUGAGAGUGAGAAUUUUGCUUACUGGCAAAGAAGCAAGAAAAACAAAGGAUAAGGUUGUGAAACUUGCUAUGAGUGUAGAAGAAGAGAAUUGGGAUUCUGGCACUGCUAAUAUCAUUUGUCUCAUUGAUCCAGGAAACUUCAGAGUUUUAGAUGAGUUGGUUAGGACAGAAACUAAGGGAACUGGACAAUUUGAGCUACUUAACCUGAAAGAAAUGGUUGAAGGAGAACAAGCAUUAUAAAUUAUUGUUGAUUUAUUGUUUUGUUAA
Messenger RNA from Spodoptera exigua (beet armyworm), 929 nucleotides. The record is from the annotation of a GenBank genome assembly. NCBI's taxonomy places the organism in Eukaryota, Metazoa, Arthropoda, Insecta, Lepidoptera, Noctuidae.